This is a messenger RNA of Apus apus (common swift), 3912 nucleotides long. It is a transcript of the gene TGOLN2, whose product is annotated as trans-golgi network protein 2. Lineage: Eukaryota; Metazoa; Chordata; Aves; Apodiformes; Apodidae. Gene Ontology annotation, cellular component: trans-Golgi network transport vesicle; endosome; trans-Golgi network. Bases 58 to 1593 code for a protein of 511 amino acids. The transcript has 4 exons. The record is from RefSeq and is a predicted model, not a curated record.
UAACGGCUGCUUCACCGGAAGCGGGCGGGGCGGGCUGUCCGUCCGUCCCGGGCCGUGAUGCCGCUGCUUCUGCUGCUCCUGGCGCUCUGCGCUGCCCCCCGCACCGAAGGGGAGCGCGACACACUGAGCGUCAGGCCCGGAAACGCUGCAGCUGAUGCUCCCGAGGAGGCCCCGGGGGGACCCGGCAGCAACCCGGGGGGUGUUGGCCAUGGUGGCCAAAGCAGUGACACUGGUAAUGGAGGGGGCAGCCCCAGUAGCCAAACCCAGAGCCUGAGCGGCCACCAGAGCCGUGGCAUCCCGAGCCAGGACAACCAGGAGAGUGACAUGAACAAAAAACAGGAGAAAGAAGAGAAGAGGAAGGAGCAGGAUGACAAGAACCAGGAGCAGAGCGAGACUGAGAACAGCAGCACUGGGAAUAGGGUCAGCAGCAGCACUGGGAAUGGGGUCAGCAGCAACACUGGGAAUGGGGGCAGCAGCAACACUGGGAAUGGGGUCAGCAGCAACACUGGGAGUGGGGUCAGCAGCAACACUGGGAGUGGGGGCAGCAGCAACACUGGGAAUGGGGUCAGCAGCAACACUGGGAAUGGGGUCAGCAGCAACACUGGGAAUGGGGGCAGCAGCAACACUGGGAGUGGGGGCAGCAGCAACACUGGGAAUGGGGGCAGCAGCAACACUGGGAAUGGGGUCAGCAGCACCAGGUAUGGGGGCAACAAUAGGGUCAGCAAGGCCAAGACUGAGACCAGUGAUAACCAGAACCAGGACACCAGCCAGAACCAGGGCACCAACCAGAACCAGGGCACCAACCAGAACCAGGGCACCAACCAGAACCAGAACCAGGGCACCAACCAGAACCAGAACCAGGGCACCGACCAGAACCAGGGCACCGACCAGAACCAGGACACCAUCCAGAACCAGAACCAGGACACCAACCAGAACCAGGGCACCAACCAGAACCAGGACACCAUCCAGAACCAGGGCACCGACCAGAACCAGAACCAGAACACCAACCAGAACCAGGACACCAACCAGAACCAGAACCAGGACACCAACCAGAACCAGAACCAGGGCACCAACCAGAACCAGGACACCAUCCAGAACCAGGGCACCGACCAGAACCAGAACCAGGACACCAUCCAGAACCAGGGCACCGACCAGAACCAGAACCAGAACACCAACCAGAACCAGAACCAGGCCACCAACCAGAACCAGGCCACCAACCAGAACCAGGGCACCAACCAGGGCAGCCAAUCGAGAGAGAAGAACCCCUCCCCACCAUCGAUGUCCUCGGCCACUGAGGGGGUUUUGGAGGAGGGGGAUGGAGAUGAGAGUUUUGUGGGGAGAGAGGAUGUGGCUAAAGGCAGCAGUGACAGCUCCUCCCUCAGCAGGGAGCAGAGUGUCCCCUCUGUCCCCAGGGCAGCCGAGAGCAGCCACUUCUUUGCCUACCUGGUCACCACGGCCAUCGUCGUCGCCGCGCUCUACGUCGCCUACCACAACAAGCGCAAGAUCAUCGCGUUCGCUCUGGAAGGAAAAAGGUCAAGAAGUGGCCGACGGCCCAAAUCUGGUGACUAUCAGAGACUGGACCAGAAGAUCUAGCUCCCUCCUGGUUGCUCAGAGGAACCCCUGCCCCCCUGCCCCUCCCAUGUGUCCCAGACCAGAGGAAGAGGAGGGGACACAGAUCUCAUCGUGCACCUGCACCCUGCUGACAUCCCCUUCUCACUUCCCCUUCUCCACCUGCCUGGAAAUCAGCUUCUCCCUCUGGGGCACCCAGGACCCAAUCCCCAGCACUUGGGCAGGAUUUUCACCCCAAACCAGCUGGGAUUUGCCAUCUGCUGUACCUCCAAACAGACCCUCCUGCAAACUGAGCCCCCCCUUUCCCACCCCACAUUGUCUUUUUGGGGACAUGGACCUUCUCCCCUCCCUUUGGAUCCUCAAUUUCAGAACGUGACCAAUUGCACUCAUUGGGAAACGACCCUCCCAGGGCCCUUAUUUGAUUCUUCCCUCUCUCUGUCAUGACGGUGAAGUCAGAGUUGAAGACCUCACUUCUCCUCAGCUCUGGGGACACCAGAGCUUGUCCCUUCACCCCCCUCAGCUGCUCCCUCUGCUCCCCCACGGGUCUUUCCCUCCCAAUCCCAAAGUCCUGCUCUUUGCACUAAAAGGGGACAAGUGCUGGGAAGGAGGGUGGGGAGGGCUUGAAAAGCUUCCUGCCACAUUCCCACCAUUCCCAGUUGGAGACUUUGCCUUGGAAAAUGUUCUUCCCUCCUGUGGAAAACGUCCUUCCCUCCCCUGGGAAGAGCAGCUUCUUGGGGAUGUAGAAACAUGCGAUGGAAAGACGCGGUUUCUGCUCCCUGAGUCACCACGGGGUGUUUUAUCCCUCCCAAAAUCACCUCAUCCCCCUCUUCCCGAGGGGUUUUUUGUGUGGUUGGACACUCAGGUCACCAAGCUGGUUACUUCUGAGCAGUUUCAGCCAGGUCCUGGGGCCUCCUGGUGGCCCUAGAGGCUGCAGAAAGUGGUGGCUCCCCAGGCGAGUCUGGUGGGUUGGUUUUUCUUCUGCUCCAAAGAUGGUGGUUUGAGCCAGGACAGUCCUGGAGAAGGCACCAAGUGCCUGCUUUUUCCCAGAAAAAAAAGGGUGGGAAGCACCUGGAGCUUCUCAACUGGGCACCCAGAGCUCUGCCAGCCUCCCACCCAUCUCCCUUCCCAUCCUCUGACUGUGCAGGAAGACCCCUCUGGGGGGUUAAUUCCCUCCUGGGGGGAUGAAUCCAGCUUUUUCCCACCCUUCCCAAGGUUGGGAGCAAUGUUCCCGUCAGGUUUGAUGAGGGCAGAGGUGGUUCCUUGCCCAGAUACAAAAGCUGAGUUGUUAGGUUGGGUGGUUUUUCUUCCCCUUGCAGAAAAGAGGAGAAGGGACUUGACCCUCUCCUAAAAAAAAAUAUUCCACCUUUUUUUUUCUCCCCCCCUCCCUUUUUUUUGCUGGCUUUUUGGAAGUGGGAAGGGGGGAGAAGGUCCUUCCUGGCCUUCAAAAACUUUCAGAGUUUCCAUAGGGAAUUUUAGGGCUGCUCAGAGUCCUCAUGGGAGCUGUUCUGGAGGAAUGUGAGGCUGGGGAGGAACCCCUGGGAGAAGGUGCCUCUGGAGGAGGUGGGAGCUCUGCCCCAGCCCCCCCUGCUCCCAGGGUCUGUGGGAUGGCUGAUUUAUGGGGGAGGGAAGUUCUCUGAGGGUGGGAAAUGAGCCCCCAUAUUCUAACACGUGGAACCCCCUGUGCUGUGAGCAUCUCCUCCUGGAGCUUGGGUCUCUUCUGCUUUGGCCUUGAGGCUUUGGAAUCACAAAGUCACUUCCAAAGGGCUCAUUCAAUUUUCAGCCUUUUCCAUCCUGCUUUUCUUCUGCCUUUUUGUCCUCCAGCCUUGGUGGGAGUGACAUGAGUAAGAGGGAGCAGAACCUUCAGCCCUCAAAUGUGUCCCCAGCAAGGAGUUAACAAGGAUGGACAUGAGGACAAAUGGCACCUCCCAUGGGGGUGUUGGGGGGCUCCUGGUAAAACAACACCACCCCCCCUCCCACCCUCACCUCCCCCUGCACAGAUCCCCCUGAACCUCCCACCUGCUUGGUUUGGGGUGGGAUUUGAAGUCCUGCUAUGGGUGCCUUUUCCCUUGGGAUCUACAGCCCCUUCCCACUUGGGGGGCACCUGCUGGUGUUUAGGGCUUGGGUUCUUGGGGUGGUUUUUGGCCAAAUGUUCCUACUCUUUAGGCCAAACUGAUUGGUUCCAAUCAGCAAAGGGAUUAUUUUCUGCUUGAAGUGAAAUGCAACUUGCUUGGAAGGAUCAGGUUUUUUAUCUUUCUUUGGAAUCUUGUUGUUGGUUUUUGGUUUUGUUUUGUUUUCCUGGGUGGCAAAGUCAAUGAACAAAGAAAUAAAAGGAGUUUUCACCUC